AUGUCCGACGUCCCACCUACUGAACCCGUUCCACAGCCAGAAGAACAGCAUGCUCCAGCACCACAACAGGUUCCACCUCCACAAGGCUCCCACAGCAACCUCAGUUCCAACAAGGACCUCCGAAUUACUACCAAUUUCCACCUCAAGGUUACUACCCACCACAAGGCUUUCCAAACUACCCACCACAAGGCUUUCCAAACUACCCUCCUCAACCCAUGCCUUACUUCCCUAACCCUUGGAUGUUCAUGUCAAACCCUCCACCCCAAUUCAAUUCCAAUCUCAUCCAAGAGAGACCAAGAGUUCGAAGAAGGUCUGA
Messenger RNA from Trichomonas vaginalis G3, 316 nucleotides. RefSeq lists its product as uncharacterized. The record is from RefSeq and is a predicted model, not a curated record. The transcript has a single exon. The annotation marks the transcript as partial. Lineage: Eukaryota; Parabasalia; Trichomonadida; Trichomonadidae.